CAUAGAUGCAGAACACAAGCAUUGAGGUGAGGACACGCACUAGAAAACCAUGGACAUGCAGUGACGCGUCGGUGAUGUUCCGAAUCGUAACUCCAUGUGCAUUAAGUUUUUGCAGGGAGACGGGUUGAUAGACGGCGUCUAUGGGCUUCUCUGGAGCCACGCAUCGUCGUCCGCAGCUCUCACGGGUGACGGCGACAGCGUGGACUCGGAUGCUUCUCGAGAUGCUGCGGCAGACAUCGUCAUUCCUGACACGGUUGUCUUCAAGUACGGGCAGGCGAGCGCUUGGUACUUCACUGGGGCUGAUGGGUCACUCAAACGCAAAAAUAAGGGAAAUUUGACCAAUUUAAACAUCGAGAAAGCCUUCAACAAACGGGUGAGUGGCUCGAAGUGGAAGUAGGGAUCCAAAUGAGAACAUUUUCCAUCUUCUGUGCAGGUGUCAAAGUCGGGCGUGGUUGCAUAUUUUGUGCUCAACACACCGCAAGACGAUGGCGUCAUACACACAACCGUCGAAGUGAGGCAGACACUGUCAGACAGUGACAGUCCACACACCAGUACACUGAUCGACUCGCCAUGUGUCUCCCCUGUCUGUCAGUAUUUCGACCGUGGCCAGCUCCGGGCGUUUUUAUACAGACGAGAGAAGCCGGCCGGCAUCCUCCAGAAAUUCAUUGAUUGCGGAAAUGAGCACCACACCGUCAUACAGGCUCUGUGGAGCAACAAGGUGAACAAGUGGCUCCCAUGGUGUUCUUUUCCCAAUGUGGAGGUUCUUGCCUCGUUCUUGCAGUUGUGUCUCCUUGAGCAGCGGUCUAAUCGUCUGCCGCUCAGCGACACGAAAGCGGAUCUCUACCAACGAGUCCUCACAUGUACGCAACGGAUACACCACUUGACCUUCCGUACACUAUACGUGGCUGCCUGCCUGUAUGAACACAGUCGAUGGCCCGGAUCACUUAUCCUACAGUCGGCCGGUCCGAGGUGAGUCGCUGCCGCAUCUCAUCCAUAUGGCCGCCCACGCAAUUGCCGACCGCCUCACGGCCGGGUUGAGACAGGGGGCUACCAUGGCAGCCACAAAGCGAGUGGCAAGGAUGGCUGUGCUGUUCAAGGUCGACUGCGAUCAUCGCUUGCUCUUCUUGUGGAUAUCUAGCCUCCGUGUCGCCUCAGCCCAUCCCCCAUCGGUCAUCUGUCCCCCCAGCUCAUCGCCAGACAAAGCCGCCAGAGACCUGAUCAGCACAGACGGUAGGGCAUCCGAGGCCCCCAGGAGGGAUGAGGGUAUCGGUCUGGGACAGGAGGGUGCGGCCAGACUGACGGUGCUCAAGUCGUCUCCACUAGAGGAGCGGUGCCGCAUCGGCGUGCCCCAGCACGUCAGGGUGAGUGAGAGUGAUGAGCGGCAGCGAGGCUAUGCAUUCCGUCGAUGCGAAGGCGGACUUUUGGACACAGAUUUAUGGUAUGUGUGAUGUCUCUCUCUUCUGCCUCUUUGCUGAUACUGUCAGCUGAACGGGAGGAACGCCUUAGGACGCACUGAGAUGCGUCAAUGCCCCCUUUGUCGGUCAGUCGUCGCAUCCGACAGGUCAGAGGCGCAGAAAGCAGCCUCGUCUUUGCUACGGCAUUCAUCCAUCUCUCGUUGCAGCGUCUUCGAGCUGUCGUAUCAAAUGUUGAUCAAGUAUGACCAGUUGCGGGAGGCUGUCCCUUCCCUCCGACAGCAGAUGAGACGAGAAACCAGUGUCCGCCCGGACAACAGACAGGUCCCUUUGCUCAUUCGGCAGCUGGUAGGGAUCAGUUCGCGCCCUUUGGUCAUUAAAAAUCUCUCUCUUUCGCUUCUCCAGCAUCCGAGGCUGCACAAUGUCGACUAUGCCAAACACAAGGAGGUGAGGAAAACAUGUGCGCACACUUUUGGUAGCACAGGAGACUGAGGGCUCGUACCCAUGCACUUUCUUGUCAGGAUCCUCUCUUUCUGCUCCGCUCCGCCUCUCUGUGCGAGGACUGCUACAUUCGGAUCUCGUCAGUCGAGCUUGGCGUCCCCUUCGUGCCUGCCCCUCCCCCCGCCCCGACACGGCCACUCAUCCACGAGCAGCCCUCUGCCGGACGGCUGCGGCAUGUCGCCCCUCCACUCUCCCCCGAGCGAUUGAGGGAUAGAUACAAACGAACAAGAUCGGAGAUCAUCGAGCGGGCACGGCGAGCCACUGAUCGCACCCGACAGAGGGGCAUCGAGCGGCCCUUCCCUUCCCCUUCGCGCACCCUGUCUCACCCGCAGCUGUCCGCCAUCAGGGAAGAGGAGGACCAAUGUGUCGGGCCCUGGACGCCUACAGGCGGCCGAGAGCCACAGGGCGAGAGUCGAUCGACUCCGGUACCAGCUGACCACAAAAGGCUGGGAGGAGACCAGUGGCCUCUCGAGCAAAAGAAAAAUAGGCGACUGCCGUCACGUGAAGGCUUCGCAUAUGAUGACGGUCGCGCUAUGGUCCCCCCCAGUCCCAUCACGGCAACGCCCCGUGACAACGAUGCUCUCAGAAAAGGUUGCCUGAAACAGGGCCAUUUGUUACGCGAGAGGCGGUGCAGCCGAGACGUGUGGCCAUAUUUGCGUGAAAUAAUUCGUCAUGAGGGAAGUAGUGGGCUGGCCACCGUGGGCAGAUACUACCGUCGGACACAGAAGGCAAAACUGAGGACAGAUUAAUGGUAUGUACGGUGUCUCUCUC
This is a messenger RNA of Vitrella brassicaformis, 2684 nucleotides long. The record is from the annotation of a GenBank genome assembly. Lineage: Eukaryota; Vitrellaceae.